UGACAAAAAAGCAAUAAAGAGACUGAAACAGGAAGAUAGUAUCACUAAGGUAAGUAACACGCAUUUAUAAUAACGCGAUAAUUAGUAUAACUGACAGAUAUGAACAAGAACAACUAACUGUAUAUCCACUUGUCCAAUUACAUCAUACACUGUGGCGCCUUCUCUGAAAAAGGCCGUCUGUUGAUUUGAUAACUCACUUUUAAUUACUCAUUUAACGUUGCAUUUUUUGGCAAAAAAGAAUGGCCAUGCAGUAAAAAGAUAUUGUUUAUAGGUCAGUUUUUUUAUGGCUCACUUUUGUGCCCUCACCCCCACAAGGACUUCUAUAUGACGUGGGCUUAAAAGGAAAAAAAGGCUGGCUGUGCCCCUGACAUGUAUUACACCUACAUGUACUUACAGUAUGACAUAACACCUGGUUACCAAAGACAGUAAAUCACAUUAUGUGCUUGUUGGCAAAAAGAAAAUCGGUGUCUCUUUUUUUAACGGCUAGCAUCAUGAAACAGACAGUUCAGACAGCGAGGAUGGUCCAGCUCCUUAUCAACAGUUGCUUGGUUUGCUUGGAGUUGAGUCUGGAUCUGACGUGAACCACUUGACAAAAAAAUGGAGAGAGGAUGGUAGUGAAGGAGAAGAAGAGGAGGAAAGUGACGAGGAAAUCGAGCAUGACUCUGAAUUCAAGGAUGAAAAUAAAAAUGACAAGGCCAUAAAACAAAUGAGUGAUAACAAAACAACGAUAAUAAAACAGAACAAAGAUAAGAGUCACAGUGAUGUGGUGCAUGUUGCAAGUUCUAAUGAAGAUACAAAAGAAACUGUUAUCCACGAAAACAGCUAUAAUGGCAAUGAAGAUGGUGAUGACACUAGUGAUAAUAAUGAUGACGAUGAUGAUGAUGUCAUUGACAGAAAUAAAACUGGUACUGAUGACUAUCGAAAAGAAAGUGGAACCUUUGAGGAAAGUGAUGAUGACAGUAUUGAUGAUGUCAAAACAAGGCAUUUGAAAGGUACUGUACAAUUAGCCACUGCUGAUCGAUAGUUAUUAGUUAGUAAUUGAUUUCCUGACUUUAAUGUUGUUCAGAGUUGUAGACAGUAUUCAAACGAGAAAAGUUGGCUCAUUGUUUGUCUCAUGAUAUAGUUACUAAUUAAUCAGCAUCACAAAACACAGCAAAUGAUUGUGUUCAAAUUUAACUUCUUGUCUAAUGUUUCAUGAGGCCUAAUAAUUAAUCAGCAUCACAAAACACAGCAAAUGAUUGUGUCCAAAUUUUAUCUUCUUGUCUAAUGUUUCGUGAGGCCUAAACACGAAAUACUUUAUUAUUUAUAUCUUACAUUUCAUUUUUUUUCUAAAGGAACUGAAGAUCCAUUUGUAGUUCAUUUUGAACAAGAUCUAGAAGAAUCUGCAGAAAAACAUCUUAAUGACCUCAAGUCCUGGCAAGUUAAAACCAGCAAAGUGAGUUGCAUUGUUCUUUUUGUAUCAGUGUAUUUCUGGAUUAGACCAAAACUUUGACUGAGGUUAUUAAAAAAAAUUAUGGGGUUGUUUUGUUUGCCUCUUACAGCUGUACUUGUUAAUUCUUAUUAACAAAAUUAUGUUCAUUAUUGUAUUUCUUUUUAUUUCUAAAUCAUUUUCAGAUUGCUUCAUUUGGCAGUGUCACUGAAGUGAUUCCAUCUGUCAAGUCUUUACCAAGUGUACACAUUUAUGUCAAUAAGGAAACAACAUUUACAGAUUUAAAGGUAAAUGUGAUAUCAAUAAUAAUAAUAAUAAUAAUAAUACAAAUUAAAGCAAAUAUUGUACUUAUUAGGUCUCUUAGUGUUUUAGAUUUCUAAUAAGUUAAAAUAGUUGUAAUGAAUAGUCUAAAAUUUGCAAACAAUUUUAAAUAGUACAUGUUGUUUGUAAUGAAAGGUAACAUUAAAAUUCCACAAAAUCAAUUUAAUGCUUAAAUUGAAUAAAACACCUGUUUAUGCAAAACAUCCAACUUCACAUCAGACAUACCCUGUACCUCGCGAACCUGAUGCUUAUGAGUGACAACAAGUUUUGCCCAGUAGCGUUAGGUUUCACUUCUAAUGCUCCCCAACUUUUCCAGUCUUCACUCAGAUUGUUGUCCUACAAAGCCAGUUGAAAUAUUGACUAUUAAUUUUGUACUAUUGACUAUUUAAUAUUGUACUAUUUGCUUGGUACUUGUCAACUUUCAGGAAGGCUUAAGUUAGCUUUAUGCUACAGACAAUUGUACCUGAAAACCUCCAACUAUAUCCGCAAUCUAUUCUCAUCAUUCCAUAACUUUCAAGCAAAUCCAGGGAAUACGUAAGCAAAAGUUUGAAAUUUCCAUGCCAAAUAAAUAAAAUAAGUUUAGUUUUGUUACCAGAAACCACAAGCCUUCCAGAUCAUUCGCGAGGAUGGUAGAGAUAAAAGCUGCUUGAGGAUUUUAGUACUUUCUAAUCCCUGUGAUUGCGACAGCUAAUCAGAUCAUCUGGCACUGUUCUAAUGACCAAUCAGUGUUGCAGCCAAAAUCUGGCUGCAGCAGCACAGGCGUGAGAGACUUUGUAUCAGGCCCAAUUUUUGCAUGACCAUGUAGGACAGAAUGUAUAGAAACUGCUAAAAUUGGGCCUGACCUCAGGUUAAGCAUAAGCAUAAUGUGGCAAUUAAUGCCUUCUUGAUCCCUGUCAGGACAUUUUCCUCAGCAAUCCCCUGGGGUUUUGUUUUGUCGUUUACAGACAUACCAGUAAUAAACAUGGCUACCUGUUGAAAUGUUGUGAGUUCUGGUGUUAACAGACCUACACAGAAUUAGUUUGUGUUUUCAUUUGCAAUGUUCUGAAAAAGUUAUACUAAACUUAGGAAGAAACUGAUAGAGAUGAGGGAGAUACUAUGAAAAUAAGUUACCUCUAGAUUUGAAAGGACUAAACAUUUUGUACUUGUGGAACAAGACACUAUUAUAAUAUUAUUAAAAAUAUAAUAAUAAAAAGUGCAUGUCUACAUUCUUUUUGUUUUCUAGCUGAGAGCUAGUCUUCUUCAAGGUUGGGAAAAAAUCAAUGAAAAAUUAAGCUUUGAAGGUAUGCUGUUUGGUUUCCUUUUUAGUGUUGUGUUACUUUUAAUUUCAGCUAUUAUUUUAACUAUGUCUUCAUGGAGUGCAAUAUUAUUUCUUUAGUUUUUGAUUUUAACUCUUCAAGCCCUUGUAUCAUCCAAAUUCAUACAUUUAGAAUCAGUAAAGAGUAAACAAAAUUGAGUAAGGGUCAAAACUUUUUCCCUAUUGUGAUCAGUUCAUUAAUUCUUAUAACCUAUAUCUUGAUUGUGUAUUUAGUGUUAGGAGAAAAUUGAGGUUGGUCACUCUUGUGAAAACAUGCCAGGUUUCCAAGUUGUGAAAGUAAAGGCCAGAGUAUAACAUCCUGGUUAGAUGUUGCUUGCAGGAGAAGAGACAGGCCUUAAAAAAUCAAGCCAAGGAAAAAUAACUACAAUGUCCUUUUGCCCCUCUUUCGACAGGGAACUCUGUUUGCAGCGUACUGUAGUAAUUUUUUGUGCACAAAUGUCUGAUGGUAAUUACUUCUUUACAGGUUUGUUCACUCCACUUCAACAAAAUCUUUUUCAGCACAUAAACUCAUACCAGGCAAGUUUUCACUGUAUAUAAUUAUUAAUUUGUCUUGCCCAGGAUAUUUUUACAUUUUGUUUCUCACAAUGUUUAAAUUCCAAAAUUAAUGUUAACCGUGGCAGAGUAAGCUCAGCUGGUAGAUUGCUGGUCUGCAGAGCAGGAUGUGAUGGGUCUGAUCCCGGGAACCAGACCUGAACCAAUACUCAGGGUGUUAAAACAAUAAUGAGGUAGAAAUUGCUGCCUCUACAUUGCCAAUGGCCAGACCCUCACGUAAUAAUUGGGAUGGCCAUGUAGACAUAGUGUUCCUGUCUCUAGCUGGGGUUAAGAUGUAAACAACAGUAGCCGAAACUCAGAAAAAUACUUGAAUUCCAGCAGCUCUCACUUUUUGCCUGCUCCUCUUGGUCAAUGAUUUUGUCAGGGGAUCACUUACCUGUACCCUUGCUCCUUGGGCAAGUAAGCUUUCUAAGUCACGAUACCAGCCUCGCAAGAAAACCUACUUGUUCUGGACUACCAGAUGGGACUUUUUUCGAGCCCUGAGUAUCCUAUUUAUAGCAUGUUGUGAUGAAUACAUUGACACUUGAGUAAAGCAGGUUUGGGGGUGGGGGGGUGAGUGGGGGCUUAUUUGCACGUAGAGCUUUAGAACAGUAAUAUUAAAGUGUUCUGGCCCUAUCCUAAAUAUAUAAUCCUUCUCGAUUUUUGCAUGGGAAGAUGACAUGUUUAAGAGAAGAUUGAGUCUGGGAGGUCAUCAAUAUACUUUCUCCGGCUCCAACAUUGAACUUGGAAGCUGGUUACAAGCUUCCCAGGAAGUUUUGUCAUGUGAUUCACAUUGCAAAUCACAUGACAAAAUGUCACACUCCAUCACAUGAUAAAGAUUCUGAGAUGGAAUUGAAAGCUUGUGUGUCUUAAAUAGAGCUUUAUCCUAGAGUCUUAAACCUCUUUUAUGCUCAGAUAAUAAUGUUGGUUUGCAUAAUAAUCCAUCCGCAGUGAUAUUGUGUUGACCUCAUGGUGUAAAAGUUUGAUUUUUGCUAAGGAAAAAGUGAUUAUUUUAAAGGACAAUCCAUUGUAAACGGUAAUCAUGAUUAAUUAGACGUAAGUUAUAUUUCUUGGACUUUUAACAGGAUGUUUUCUACUCCAACCGCACAUUCCAGAAUGGUGACGAGAUUAGAAGGCUUUAUUGCCUUCAUGCUCUUAAUCAUAUACUAAAGUAAGUUUACCUUCAUUCAUGUACUUUGUGCACUCAUACAGCCAUGCACUUUUCCAAAGACAUCAAGUGACAAAUGAAACUAUUGGCUGGCAGCUAAUGAGGCCACAAGUUGAUCUGCUUUUCGUCUGAUUUUUGACAUUACAGUCAUGUGUUAACUCUUUCAGUCAAAGUUCAAAAAAAUUCUCCAAUCUCACUUUGAGAAACAAACAGCACCAUGUGAAUAUACUGCUGAUGAGCAAUAUUAUUGUUUCAGUGGUAAUUCCACUGGUUUCCUCCACAGACUCAAAAAUUGAACACUGGUACUGAGAGCGUACUGGUCAGACGCGUUCUCGAUCACUCCAGGCUUCUUACGAAAUUUGUACUAAAUGCUUAAACUUUUUUUCAACUAUAAUCGAAACUGAGAAACUAAGGAAAGAAGACCAAGUGUUAUGAAAAGAAAUUCAAGAUUAACAAAUCAAUUGAAGAAAGUCACUGAUGACAUGUGUUAUUACGAUUUUUAUUUCAUUUAUUAUUUUGCAAACUGUAAACUUUCCUUAGUUAGCCUUAGUCUUAAUUUCAUAUUUUGCACUCAUUGUCCUGCCUCGAAUAGCCUUGCUAGCUGUAGGCCAUGCUACUGUAAUAUUAUCUGUUUAUAAGUAAAGUUUGUUGUUGUUGUAGUAAGAACCACUGAACAUGACCCCAUCGCUCACUCCGACAGUGAAAGUGUUAAUCUGGGGAUGACUAUUAAGCAUACUAUUUUUUAGUUUUCAAGGAUUUUACAAAAAAAACCCUUGAUUUUCUUUUUGAGCUUUUUACCUUGGUCACUUAGGGGGGAAAGAGCUUUAUUUCAUGUGUUAUUCACAGGGCUAUCAUUAAGAGGCAGGUCUAAGAACGUGGCCCCUGGCUACUUUGAAUUUAUAAGAAAAUAGAAGAAAAAUAUAACUAAAAGAAUCAUCUCUAGCUAUUUGAUUCCCAGGUGCCUACUUGUUGUAGUUACCCGGCAGCUUGAAAUCUUAGUGACAGCCCUGAUUCAUAUAACAUUUCGUAUUAGCUUAAAGGGAGGCAACGUGUUGUAAAAAAAUAUUGCCUGUGGAAUGAUUGGAAUGUUAUAAUGACAGAGACCAGUGCUUGGGUAAUUACAUUUGAAAAUAAUAAUAAAUAAUUUUUAUCUGACAAUCAUUUACUUACAGGACUCGUUCAAGAGUAACAAAAAACACUCGAAAAAUUGUUCAGUCCUGGAAAGAUAAGAAGGAGAUUGGGUGAGCUUUUAUUUAUUCAUUUAUUUAUGAGGAGAAAUGUACUAUAGGCAAUUAAUUGGAAUUUUCUGUAGAAACCAAGGCUUGAUAAUGGAGGUAGUGAUUCAUAAUAACUACAGAAAUAAUAUUAAUAUUUCUGUUCUUCUCAGAGGCUGUUUGAAUAGCUUCUGAAAGGGUGGCCAGUAUUAGCUGCAUGUGUAGAUAUGUUACAGGUCAAAAUUAUAUUCAGGUUAAAUUUUUUAACCUAGGUUGAUUCUCAAUUUCCUUUGUCUCCUAGCCCUAAUUUUUGAAUAAUUAUAAGCUAGGGCUAGGAGAUUAAGGAAAUCGAGAAUCAAUAUCAUCUCAGGUUACCUGAAUUUAACUUUCACUUGUACAAGAUGUACUGUCAUAAAAUUUAAUAUACAGCUAUUGAUUGUGAUGAACUGUCAUUUUUUCUCACAAGUGACACUGUAUUAUUCUUAAUAGUGAACAACGUGAUCAGGGACUAACAAGACCAAAGGUGUUGAUCUUAGUUCCUUUUCGAGAUGCAGCGUUGAAGUUAGUUGAAGUUAUGAUGCAGCUUAUCUGUCCAGGAAAUAGUGUAAGGAAAUUUUAAACCAGUUACAACAAUAAUAUAUUCAUCUACCUAGCUACCAACUUUUUCAAGUCACAUGCAUGAGUUUUUCGCCUUGUCAUGACUUGGAUUUCUCAAAACGUCCUGGUGACUUCUGUAGAUUUGCGAUGAUUUUCCUAAGACUUCCAAGUGCUGCCAAAAAUGUCCAAAGAUCUUCCAACGACCUUUGAGAACUUCUGAAUAAAAGACAGUUUAAAAGACAACACUUUUAGUGUGUUUUGAUUUCGUUAGGACACAAAGUCAUGAUCAUUUUAAUGCCUUUUUGGAAAAUUUUUGUGGAAAUUGAAUUGAAUCUUUGUUAUUAAUCUUGUGUUGAAGAACAUUAUUUGUCUGGAUUUGUGAGUCAGGCGUGAGAAAUUGUCCUUGAUGCGUGAGAUCGAUGUUUCAAGUCCACAGGCGAGAGACUCGUGCUUAAUACUUGAGACUGGGCAGGUAUACAGUAAAACCGUCUGGCGGUUACAACUGUCAUCAGUAGUAAAAAUAAUAAUAAACAUCUCACUAAGUAUUUUAUAUCAUUCUUCUUCAUAAGCUUUUCACCCUCAACUUGUUUUCAGUAACAUCUGAUCCAAUAAGCUUAAAUUAAUGUAAGGGCUGGUUUUGGUUGCACCCUUUAUUACAGCCCUGGUGGUAUCCCAGUUGGUGUUUAUUUCCCUUUAGAUUUCUCAUGUUACUCUCAUCCUAUAUAACUAUUUCCAAAUAGAAUUAUAAAUAUACAUUGUAAAAUUAAUAGGCAGAGAAAGAAGCAUCAAAGCAUCUAACAACACUCACAAGCUCAGACCUGCAAAUAUUUUUCCUUUUUAGAACAGACUAUGUCGUCCGACCAGGUCACUGUUUUAGUCAGACAAACCAAAAUGUUCAAUGUCAGACACACAGAAUGUUGAGUUUUAAUUUCUUUAUUAUUACUUUGCAAAUUCACAAAAAAAUCUUUGGUAUAUUUUGGUCUAUCUGUUUUUUCCAUUUUUUUUACAUGCAGGUAUGAUUUCCUUUUAGAUCAAAUUUUAGGCAGAAAUUGUGUGAUGACUGUCUGUUAUUCGCAGCUCUGCGAGUUCCUUCCUUAACAAUCCCUAAUACAGUAUGCCCACCUUUCAAAGCACGGAAUCAUUUUCAGCCUGAUCCUUUAAUUUUGAAUUUCUAAUAUAAAAUAAAGGGCUUGUGCAGUAUUCUCUUAUUCAGGCAGUAACUGAUAAAAUUUACUGCCUGAAGCAACACUUCUUACUGCCUGCAGCUGCUUGGAGGUUUACCAAAAUUUUUAAAAAGUAGAUUUUUUAUUAAAAAAGGAAGUUAUUGUGAUCCGAUUUGAUUCUCACAAGGAAAAUGAAAAAGUAUAUAAGGAAAAGUACGAAAGUGUACACAGCUUUUCUUUUUACUGGAAUCAAACAUUUUGAAUUAUUGUGUAAAGAUAACAACGGCCGAUUUGCGUAAAAUAGGUCUUAAAAUGAGGGAAUGACAUCUCAGAGAACUUAGCUCCUAAAUUUCUCAGCAGGAGUGGGGCCAUGUACCUCACUCCACUAUCCCCUCUUCUCCUCAGGAAAGUGCACCUCUGGGGAUAUUUUUUGCCUUGCUGGCCAAGAAUAGUCCCUUACCCGCUGAGCUAAAAUUUAGGGAGAACACUGCUUGUGUAGGAUGUUUAUGGAAUAUUAAAUUUACACAGUUUUGUAAAUAUUUUCUUUCAGGGUCAAGUUAAGAACAAAAAGCGUUUCUUUGAAGAGUAUAGGGAGGAAGAGGAAUCUGACAUUUCUAAAGACAACAAAACUGAAGACUUUAAACAGAUGUUUGCAGGAAACAUUGAUGAUUGUUUCCGGAUAGGAAUAUCAGCCAGUAAAAAGUCUCUAGAAUUAUAUGCAAAGUUUUAUUCUUCAGAUAUUAUUGUGGCUUCACCUCUUGGACUAAGGACCAUCAUAGGAAAUGAAGGGUAAUAAAAUUAUUAAAUGAGCAUUGACCAGCAUCAAAUUUCUCCUCGAAACAACACUGCUUGAUUUGUAAUCAAAAACACUCCAUAAAUUUCUAGAGAAUUCCAAUCUAACUGUAAAUGCCAUAGGGUACUUUAUACAGUAAGUUUACUUGUGUUAUGGCAGCUAGCCAACUAUUCAGGUUGCCAUCAUCAAUGAAUAAUGUUAUCCAACCUGUGAUCUGAUUGUAGGGAGAAGUCCCAUGAGUAUGAUUUUCUUUCGUCCAUUGAAGUUAUUAUAUUGGAUCAAACGGAUGUCUUUCUCAUGCAGAACUGGGAACAUGUUCAGGUACAUGUACCUAGCUAGCUAGUCCAUUAGGGUGCAACCCUUCAACCAAAAUUUCUGGAAAACUGAAUGCCAUGGUUGGGUUCUAACUGGAAGGUGGAGUGUUAUAAUCAGUUGAAUGACUAGGUCUUGCCAGAAAUUUGCCUUCCAUUUAAUCAAUCCUAUUCCCAUUUUCAGUUUCAAAAUUUCUAUAAACUUUGAUCCACACCUGAUGGAGUGGAUCCAGGGCUUUCACGAAGGGCUGGGGUCUACAAAUUGAAUUUCCCCUGCUGGCUAUUAUGAAUAUGACUCCUGGCUACUUUCAUGGGAAACAAAAGGAAAAUAGAUCAACCAAAAACUGUUCAAUUCUCUGCCCACCAUUUGCAUAUAUACCUAGCAAACUUGAAAUCUUAGCGGUAGUUCUGGGAUCAGUUUUAUCUCAGUGACUCAUGAGGAUGCAAAAUUUAUCUUCUGGCCCAGAGAGGAAUAAAACAAGAACGGUCAAAGUUGUGUUCCUUUUACCUCCAUAAACUUUUUAGAAAUUCUGUUGAGACUUUUGGUGGAAUGGGUUGCAACUGUAGUGUCAGUUCUCAGUAAGUCUUGACUAGUGUAAUAAUCACAAUACUAUUUUUGUUUACACAAGGACUAAAAAUUAUCAAAAAUUUAAAUUUACUUUGUAAUUUUAUGUUAUGUUGUCAAUAUUGAUGUAAUUAUUGUAUGCCUUGGUCUCUAAUCUCCCACAGCACAUAUUUCAGCAUCUUCAUCUACAACCAAAAGACUCACAUGAUGUAGAUUUUUCACGUGUCAGAAUGUGGUGCCUAAAUGGUUGGUAAGUGUUCCAGUUUUUUAUGCUUUCAGCCAUAAAAUUGGUACGUUGCAUCUACUUCAGCCAUAAUUAUUAUGUUUGCCAUUCAUUGUGCUUACUAGUUUGCCAUGAUUUUUUUUUUCAGGUCUAAGUUUUACAGACAGACCUUAAUCUUCAGCAGCUUUGUUUCCCCAGAAAUGAACUCAUUAUUCAACAGACAUUGUUACAAUAUCCUUUUUAAGUUGAUAACGUAUUUUUAUAAUUAACAAUAAAUUAUUGAAUGUGCUGAGUAUCAUCUGAAGAAUUAUGGAGAUCUCGGAGGGUGUUAUCUGCCUCAGCUCCAAUGCAUGAUCCAUUGAACCAAUAUUUUUGAAAAUUUUAUGAGGGUGAUAGGUUGCAACUUUGGAAUGGUCCCAUUUUAUUUCAAAUCAGAAAUGGGGGCUGAUGUGCAUUAAGUUAAUGGCAUUGAUUGAUUCAGUUUUGGACUGAAGUUUCCAGAAAAUUUGGUACUUGAAAUAGGAGUGGUCAUAUGGAAAGGAAAAUUUCUACUCCAACCACUCCAACCAAGAAAAAGGGUCGACCACAAAUUAGUUGAACCUUCAACAAAACCUUUUCCUGUUGGACUGAACUGAUCCAUUCAAAUUAAAUGGACUGAAAUUUCCAGAAAUUUUGGUUCAAUAGAUCUGGCCUUGGGUUAAUUAUUAUUGUUUUCCAGGAAUGUUUCUGGUACAAGGUUCAAGUAAUCGUACAACCCUUACCAAAUUAAUAGUGACUCACUUUGUGUUAACUUUGGUGUUCUUGCUGGCAGGAUCUUCCAUUUAAGGUUUAGCUCAAGGAUCCAUGCCUGUUUUAGGUUUGAGAAAACUGCAAUUUUAACUGAGUAGGUUUGAACAAUGUACUUAGUUGCUAGUUUUAUAUCCACCAUAAUAAAAUAUUAUUAGGUAUAUGUGAGAAAAUUAAGUCAGCUGGAUGGCUCUUAUCUCUUCUGCUUGGAAGCAUAUAACACCAUUAUACCAUAUACAAAUGUAUAAUUCAGCAUUACCACUGUAUGAACGUACUUACGUACAAAGAUGCUAUCGCAAUACUUCCUUGAAAUGUUUAAAAAAGUUUUUGUUUUUUAGUGGAAAUGUACCAUCAGCUUUAUAAAAGUGCUGUUCCUCAGAUAUUGAGCAUUAAUGAUCCACUUGUUGUUCUUGACUGUCUCCAUAUUUUGCUGGAAGAGUGAAAGCUAGUCCCUGUGAUGUACCAGGCUCUAUUUGUCAAGUUGCUGUUCAGGUUCCACAGGUAAAGACUCUGGAUUCAGUACUUGUAAUAAGUUAAAUUACUUACAUACAUGUAUGAGAAAAAAACUGAGAAACAGCUUUGCAUGGAAGUGAACAUUGUCUUGUAGGUUUUCUUUUAUCUUUGGAACAAGGAACUUAACUACUCAAUAAAUAGCUUUUAUUAGUCUAGCAUUCUGAUUCAUGUCCACAAGCUAGGCUGCUAAAAAGAUGAAGCCAACUUGUACAAUGUACAUGAAAGUACUUCUUAGAAACUCUUAUUAUCAGUAGAAUAGUCAAGCAGUUUAAUAAUUAUAGUACUUUAACUUUUGUUCUAUCCUUCUUUUCUCAGGCGUUUCAUCGAUUUCAAUGUUCCAGUUUUGCUGAGGCAGCUGAUAAAAGAUUUAAUACUUUCAUAAAUGAGGUAUAAUUAUAUACUGUCAAGGAGACUAUUUUAAUAAAUUUUGGUAUAAUAAUUUGAAAACAACGUGAGCUGCAAAUUGCAUGAAAGGUACAAAAUGUAGCUGUUUCAGCCAGCGAGCACUGCAGACAGGGGUAUGAAUAAAUAAAUUGGUGCUGCACAGAACAGGGAAAACAGUUUACAUUCUCUGGGAGGGGCCGGCAAGGUAAGAAUAGAGGUGAAUGGCCAAGGUGGGUGAGUAUAACACCCAUUUAUAUUUUGUUGUAUUUUAAUUCCCUAUAGUUUUUAAUGCAGUGUUUAUACUGGCAAGUCCAAUUCAGCUAUAUGAAAUGACAUAGACUUGACUCAAACGUUAGAUAAAAAGGAUAUUAAAUUAUUAUUAAAUAAAAAAUUAAUCAACAUGAAAAUAGAUACGAAUCAGCUACAAAGUAAAGUUCUUAUAUGUUCAACUAUCGGUGCAUUAAUGUCACAUUAGUCUAGUUUUAGGCUUGGUAUUACAAUUUACAAGGUUUUAGAUUCGUGCUCUUUGUUAGUUGUGAACUUGCCAUAAUCUGCAUUAAAGAGUGAAUUAACAGGCUCUACUUUUAAGACUGACUUAGAAAAGAGUGAAAUAAAUAGAAUGAUAGAUUGACGGUUAGUUUUCAUGGUGUAUGUUGCAGGUUUUACCAGAGUUCAAAGGCUCUCUCAUGGGUCACACGGCCAUAUUUGUUCCAUCAUACUUUGACUUUGUCCGGCUUAGAAACUACUUCAAAAGAGAAGGCAUUCAAUGUGCUCAAAUAUCUGAGUAAGUGAUUUGGAAAAAACUCAGUAAGGGGUGGGUGACCCUCAAUAAGAGCUGCAUGUGUAGAGUUGUUGUUUUCCUUUGUUAUUGAUUGAAGCCAAUUACUUUUUUAUGUUCUGGUUGCCAUCACCAUUGUGAUAUCUUAAAUCUCCUUAGUCUUCCAAUAACAUCUUCCAUUCAAAAGUUAUAGCUUGAAUUGUCAUUCUUAUUUUCUGUAAGCUUUUCGGCAGACUCUUUAUGAAUGACCACUCACUAUUAUUUGAAUGAGAAUUUUACAUUCCUUCAAUUCCCUAAUUCCACGAACUAUUUGGUCAAAAAGAGUGCUUCUAAUUUGCUUCCAUGUUCAAUUUCUUACAUGGAAAGUGUAGGGGAUGCUCAGCCAUUUUUUAAAAUUUUAUUCAUAUUUUUCAUUGUUGUCCCUUUACGUCUUGACAUGAGAUUUUAGAACAAUUUGCCUGUCAAAUUUCAGAUAUUCGCAGAAGAAGGACAUACAGAGGGCUAGAACAUAUUUCCUGCAGGGAAAAAGGCCAUUUCUCUUGUUCACGGAAAGAUUUUAUUUCUUCUACAGGUACAUACACUGUAAAUUAAUUUUGACCAGAAUAAAUUUUUGUUUUACAAAUACAGGAAGGGACAUAUAACUGGGAUUAAUUUUAGGGUAUGAAGAUGACAGGUAACCCAAGUCAACUAGAUUGGGUUAAGCAUAGUGCGAUAUUCACAGGGGCGAUAUUCACAGGGAGCGGCUUGUAAAAGAUCUGAUUAUUCAAAAUAUGGAAAGCGUCCUCAAAAAAUACAGAUAAAUUUCUAUAUGGCAGAGUUAUUUUGAAUGCUUUAUUUGUGGCAAAAGUCCUGAUCAGUUGUUGUCCUGAGUUGCUCACUUAUCAGAGGUUACUUUUUUUUUCAAUUUUCAGAUAUCGAAUCAAAGGAAUUAAAAACAUCAUCUUCUACGAACUGCCACUCUACUCUACCUUCUACUCUGAAAUUCUAAACCACAUGGACACUUGGCAUAGCCAUUCGGACUCCCAGGUUAAUCCUGUCACAUGUACAGUGCUGUAUACAAAGUCAAAUGCCUUGCGGUUAGCGGGUGUGGUCGGUACAAAUCGCUGUGCUCACAUGAUCUCAUCAGAUCAACAGGUGCACAUGUUUGUGACUGGAGAUGAUGAAUCAUAAGAUUUGCACAUGUGGAGAGCGAGGGUGAGCGGGUGUGGUCAUUACAAAUGCCUUGUGAUUAGCGGGUUUGGUCGGUACAAAUUGCUGUGCUCACAUGAUCUCAUCAGACCAACAGGUGCACAUGUUUGUGACUGGAGAUGAUGAAUCAUAAGAUAUUAAAUUAUGUGGCUAUGAAUCUAGCUCUGCGCAUUUGGACAUACUAAUCCAGGAUUUAUUUAUUUGUCACGGGAGGGGGUCAAAUAGACCCUGCUUCCGUGGUUGUCUUUUAAAGUGUUAAAAAUGACCAGUUAGCGAAUAUCAAUCAACACUGCUCGAAAGAAUGCCUUAAAAUUAGAAAACUUACCAAGUCUAAACUUAAGGUGAUAAGAUCCAAAACGAACAAAGACACUGCCCCAUGAAGUCGCAAAAUUUCACAGACGUUUGUAUAGUUGGGGCACAACCUUGCGCCUCACUGUAAAAAUUCCACAACUUUGCAGAACUUUAUCUUUUAGUUUUCAACAAAUCACUUCCAAGGGCAACUUUACACUGAUUUUAAGGAAUUCUUUUCAGCAGUGGUGACAGAUGUUUGCUAUCAGGUCCCAGUUAAAGUUGAAAAAAAAAAAAAUGGAAAGUUCCAGCCUCCUCCUCAGGCAUUUUGUUUUUUGCAUGGUAAAGGCAAGCCCGCAGGGACAGGUCUAUUUUACAUUAUGUACAGUCCUCUACAAUACAGUGCAUUUAUCACUCUCAUGUGACUGUUUCAUUAUAGGACGAGUAAAAUCCCACAAAAUUUGUCAUAGUCUUUUUUACAUAUUUAUUGAAUCUUCAUUUAAAAUUAAAGAAUCAUCUUCUCAACAAAUAUGUUCAGUGGCAAGGUACUAUAUCUAUUUGUAUAAUAAGAGAAUUGUUAUGAAAUAUCACACUGAUAUAUACAAUGGCUAGGUAAAUUAUCUGUCUGUAUUUAAAGAGAAUGAAAUUUUGCUGAUGUUUUUGAACUGCAAGGCGCAAUUCCAUAUGUUAAUUUAUUAUAAGGAGGUAUAAAAACUCCCAGCUGGAUUAUGCAAUUUUGCUUACUAGGUGGUGAUUGACAACAAAACAUAAAUUUUAAAAAAUGAUAAAUAAAGUUCUUUUUUUAACUUCACGAAGGCAGGAUUCUUCACUGUAAAAAGAAAAUGGUAUGAAUAUGAAAUGGCAUAACUAACUCGAGUUGACAGAGUUUGAAUACCAGUUCUCAUAAAUCUGAUGAGGAAUAUUGAAACCCAUGGAAUGCACUAGAAUUUGUGCAAUGAGUUUGCCUUAAAGCAAGUGCAUGAAUCCUUGAGCUGUUUGUAUAUGCGAAGAAAAACCCAAUAACAGAACUUGUUCAGCAAGCUUAUGCUGUGUGCUAUAGAACAUUUUGGCAGCCACUGGGUGGAGGGCAUUUCCAAGCCUUGGGAGAACACACCAUUUUACAGUUGUGGGCUUGGUACCCUAGCAUUCAAGUAAAUGUGAGGCUGAGGCUUGUUACAAAUUAAACCUCCUUUGUUUUCAUGUAGAAAAUUAAACUUAAAAAGUACUAGUUUGCAUAAGAACAACAUAAUUUACAUAAUAAAGCAGGAAGGAUUGUAUCAAAACAAGGUCAACUCCAGGCUCGUUUUCAUUGAUAACUGUAAAAUGGCCUUUUUGUUGCUGGAGUAUAAAUUCUUCUAAUGUUGAAAAUGAAAGCACUCAACUCCCACCAAUUUCAAAUCCUGGAGUUAAUGCCAUUAUAAUUAUUAUGAUUAAAUUGUUUACCAUGAAAAAAGUUAAACAGUGUAAUAACCACCCCCUGAAGGUCUGCUUUCCACAAGAGAAGACUGAGUUAAAUACAAUCUGAGAUGCAAAGGAUGCCAUAUUAGACCCAAGAUAAACACGGAAUGUUUUAAGAAUCCAUUUGUGAAAAAAUCAGUUUCUAAAUAAUAUUAUG
Molecule: messenger RNA, 15182 nt
Organism: Porites lobata
Lineage: Eukaryota; Metazoa; Cnidaria; Anthozoa; Scleractinia; Poritidae
Source: the annotation of a GenBank genome assembly